ACGAAAAACCGCCUGAUGGCCAACAGAUUCUUGAUGAAUUCUCAUAUCCUUUGCGAACUGAGCUUUGAACUACACGUUCCAAGAACUUUAGCCAGGAUGGGGUGGUCAACCUUGCCAUCAGUGGAUGUACCUGAGGUUUGGAAAAAGAGGGUAAAAUCUGAAUACAUGAGACUUCGUCAGUUACGGCGAUUUCGACGUGCUGAUGCUAUAAAAACUGCAUUUGCAGCAAACAGAAAACUGGUAUCGGAACUUACAGAAGCCGUUGAUGCACGGAUGCAGGGCGAGACGAUACAAGCUUAUCCUGUGUCUAAAACCUGUGCUUACUUAUCUGUAUCUCAGAAGGCAGAAGUGAAAAGUGGAAUGAAUGUAGAAUUAAAGGAGCAGUCAACAGUUAUACAUAUGCUACCAUCCGUUACCAAUGUACCAACUAUGUACAGUUGGGCACCACUCCAGCAGAAUUACAUGGUGGUCGACGGAGAGACGGUGCUGCACAACAUUCCGUACAUGGGCGACGAGUUUCUCGACCAGGACACGUCGUUCAUCGAGGAGCUGAUCAAGAACUACGAGGGCAAGGUGCACGGCGACCGGGGCGCCGAGCCGUGGUCUCAUCGACGACACGCGCGACGCCGCUUCGUAGAACUCGUCAACGCUCUCGUCGCGUUCCAGGACAAGGAGGAGCCUUCCGCCUCCACCGCCGCGUCGUCGCGCGAGACGCGCCUCGGUUCAGAUGCAGGUCCAUCCACUUCUAAAAAUCCAAGCACAUCAAGUGGUCUUAGCACAGUCACUAGAGGAAGCUUCCCUGAGACGGUUACUACCAGGGCCAGUGCUGCUGGAAGCACUUCACGUAGUAUUGAUGCCAGCAAGGUUGCUGGAGAUUCUAUUAGUACUGCUACCACUACAUCUCCUCUCAAAUCCCCUCCACCAGAUGCAAGCACCUCGAAAGUGGGAAUGUCGCAAGCUGGUACAAGUGCUGAUGAGGUAGACAGAUCAAGCUUGACUACACCAUCAGCCAAAGCUGCAUUUCCCAAGGACAUUGUCUUUGAAGCCAUAGCAAGAAUGUUUCCUGAUAAAGGAAAGAGCAUUGACCUGAAGGAAAAGUACCGUGAGCUAACGGAACGCAUUGACCCUCAUUCCCUGCCGCCACAGUGCACUCCCAACAUAGACGGGCCCGAUGCGAAAUCGGUUCUGCGCGAGCAGACCAUGCAUUCCUUCCACACACUGUUCUGCAGGCGCUGCUACAAAUACGACUGCUUUCUACACCCCUAUCAUCCUACUCCAGCGCCAGUAAAAAAGAAACCUGACAUCAAGAUCGACCCAGAACCAUGUGGUCCUGGUUGCUACAAGCAUUUUGUUAAGCUGCAGAAACCAAGGGAACCUAGUGAACCAGACAGCAGCUCUGGAAAAGAAGACUCAAACAAGGAUGAGAACGACAGCGACGGUAGCAGCGUGAAGUCGGAGAGCCUGAGCAGCAAGUCGGCGGGCAAGCACGCGGUGAAGGGCGGCAAGCGCUGCCAGGCACAGCGCUCGCUCACGCACACGCCGUCAAUCGACAUGUCCGAGGAAAGCAACAGCAGCUUCUCGAGCGUGAACCGCAACGUCGACGCGACACCCACCGAGUCUCAAGAGAACAGCCACAUGCACGUGGAGCAGGGAAGAUCCUCCGAGCUGACGGAGGAGUGGUCCGGCUCUGAUGCAUCACUGUUCCGCGCAGAGCAAGGCGUCUUCUUCUCCAACUACUGUGCCAUCGCCACAGUACUAAAGACUAAAACCUGCAGACAGGUUUAUGAAUUUGCACAAAAGGAGGCAGCCGACAUCGUUCACACAGACACAGACUGGGAAAUAACGCCACCUAGGAAGAAAAAGCGAAAACACAGGCUCUGGUCAAUGCAUUGUCGCAAGAUACAGCUGAAGAAGGACAAUUUGGCCAACAAGGUUUACAACUACACACCUUGUUAUCAUCCUGGCAAGGCGUGCGAUAACGACUGCUGCUGCAUUAUGACGCAAAACUUCUGUGAGAAAUUCUGCCGCUGCUCAUCUGACUGUCAGAACCGCUUCCCUGGCUGCCGCUGCAAGGCGCAGUGCAACACGAAGCAGUGUCCCUGCUUCCUCGCUGUGCGCGAGUGCGACCCCGACCUCUGCCUGACGUGCGGCGCCAAUGUCUUCGACACGGACAACAUCGCCUGUAAGAACGUCAGCGUGCAGCGCGGCCUCAGGAAGCAUCUACUGCUGGCGCCCUCUGACGUCGCCGGCUGGGGAAUCUUCCUCAAGGGGUCGGCGCAGAAGAACGAGUUCAUCUCGGAGUACUGCGGCGAGAUCAUCUCCCAGGACGAGGCCGACCGGCGCGGCAAGGUCUACGACAAGUACAUGUGCAGCUUCCUCUUCAAUCUGAACAACGAUUUCGUGGUCGAUGCGACACGGAAGGGAAAUAAGAUUCGCUUUGCCAACCAUUCCAUCAACCCCAACUGUCAGGCGAAGGUGAUGAUGGUGAACGGUGACCAUCGCAUCGGUAUAUUCGCCAAGCGAGCCAUCCAUCGCGGAGAGGAGCUGUUCUUCGACUAUAGGUAUGGGCCUACAGAUGCGUUGAGAUACGUUGGAAUAGAGCGUGAAUUGGAAUUUACCUGACCGAUGUUACAUUUACAACACUGGUUUCUUACACCGGAGAUUACCCUCUAUAUCAGCCUAUAUUAGCCUAUAUAUCUAUAUCAGCAAAUCGUUCCCUGUGGAGAGUUUUGCCAUCGAUGAGUGCCACCAACAUUACUGAAUGGCCGGUGGAUACAUAUCUAAGAAUCAAAUGGCAUGCUCAGUAUUCUUCCUUUUGACGUAUUUGGUAUGAAAUCAUCCAUAUUGUGUUAGGUAUUGAUAAUAACAAUUUGCUUUGUGUUCCAAAUGAGGUGUUUUCUAGCUUAUUUUGAUAGAGGUCCGAAUUUGUAAAACAUAAGCGUCUUAAAGGAGAGAAGAAUAUGUAUAACAACUUUGGGACCGUGUAAAAACUGUAAGUAAAACUGUCAUGAGUGCAUAUAUGCAAAAGAAAAUUAUAGUCGAUUUUUAGAGUCACCGUCAGUGUUGCAGAUCAAUCGGGCUCUUCAGCUUGCUACUCUAUAUUUUCAAUUGGCACCAACGACGGUGCAGAUUCUAUACUAUUGCGUCACUUGACUUGUGUCUAUACUUUUUUGUUAUUCAACCUUUGAGAAGUCAGUUUGACGGUGAAUGUUUGUCAAUGAUCAAUGUGAUGAUGAUGUGUGAAUGUCAUGAUCAUUAGCGUGCACUUUGCUCAGUGCACGUGCUGCCUUGAUCGACCGGUGCUGGCGUGUCGUGUGCUUACGUCGUUCUGUCUCUCAGACUUCAUAGUAAAACGAAGUGUCCUUGUGGUGUUCGAACCUGUCUAUCGUCUUGUAAACGCAAAACAACGACGUAUUUUUCUGUCACAGAUGAAAUGGAUUUUAAGCCGCGUUUGGCGGCUAACAACGAUGAAGUAUUUUAAUCAAACAAACUAAUUAAAUGAUGUUAAUCAACGUUUUAUUUUUAGUAUGAAGUUUGUUGUAUUAAAGUACAUGAGUGCUUAUUAUAGUGAAGGAAUCUCA
This is a messenger RNA of Priapulus caudatus, 3581 nucleotides long. Its product is annotated as histone-lysine N-methyltransferase EZH2-like. Gene Ontology annotation, molecular function: histone H3K27 methyltransferase activity; protein binding. The record is from RefSeq and is a predicted model, not a curated record. NCBI's taxonomy places the organism in Eukaryota, Metazoa, Priapulida, Priapulimorpha, Priapulimorphida, Priapulidae. Gene Ontology annotation, biological process: chromatin remodeling.